GGAAUAAUCAAUAUGUUCGUAUCGCUGCGUUAUUGAUAGUGAACUACGCGCUGCUCUCAGGGCAGGAGUAAUCAAUAUGUUCGUAUCGCUGCGUUAUUGUUAGUGAACUACGCGCUGCAGUCAGGGCAGGAGUAAUCAAUAGGCUCGUAUCGCUGCGUUAUUGUUAGUGAACUACGCGCUGCUCUCAGGGCAGGAGUAAUCAAUAGGUUCAUAUCGGUGCGUUAGUGUUAGUGAACUACGCGCUGCUCUCAGGGCAGGAGUAAUCAAUAGGUUCAUAUCGCUGCGUUAUUGUUAGUGAACUACGCGCUGCUCUCAGGGCAGGUGUAAUCAAUAGGUUCAUAUCGCUGCGUUAUUGUUAGUGAACUACCAGCUGCUCUCAGGGCAGGAGUAAUCAAUAGGUUCAUAUCGCUGCGUUAUUGUUAGUGAACUACGCGCUGCUCUCAGGGCAAGAGUACUCAAUUUUAUUUUUACUGUAAUAUGUGCCUUCUUUCGAGGCAGGAGUGGACUAAUGUGCUUUUUUUCUCUCUUUAAACAAGGAAGCACUGAGUACAAACCAAAUGAAUGGUAAGCCCAAAAAAUGUGUUCUUCCUGUUUAAACAAUGAUUUUAUAAUCUUUUUUUCUUGGAGCCUCCCCAGCACUGUGUAUUUAGAUUUUUUUAAUUCUUAAUCCUUACUUAGGGAGGUUCCAGGACAUAUUUUAAAACCCAUUGGUUUUUAUUUAUAUGCAGUUAAUACACAAAUUAAACAGUAUGUGAUUUAGUAGAACAGUUUGUAUGACUGUAUGGAGUGGGAAAAGCAUAACGGUGUGUUUAUAUUCUGUACCCAUUUAGUUCUACGCUUUUUGAUUUCGGGAGAGUUAAGCUCUGAUACCAAAAUUGGGAAAAUAGGGCCAUAUUCAAUAUAUAUCAGCAGCUUUCAGUCUCUUCUACAAAACCAGAAACUUCCUGAUGAGGUAAAAGAAAAACAAACAAAAAACAUAAUACUUUCUAUUAUAUUUAAUACAUUUCACAUACUGUCUGUAUUUAAACAUCUAUUUAAACAAACAGAUGUAUAAACAUCUUUUUAAUAAAACAUUUUUUUUUACCUUUUUUAAAUGGUUCAGAUCAUGGAUGCCAUAUUUUACCUGUUCAGCAUGGUAAUAUAAUGUUAUCUACCUAUACAUUUUUGUAACGAAUGAGGCAGCGAGGAGACGCGGAUCUAAAUGCAGACUUUUAUUAAAAAGGUAAACAGGCAAAACACAAAGGAAAAACCCUCGAUGGGGAAACAAAACAUAAACAAGUAAACUCGGGCAGGGGAAACAUUCCAGGCUUGACAACAUACAACGACAGACAAGGAGAGAACAAGAAGCAGGGCUUAAAUACACAGGGAGUGAUGACUAAAUGGGACACAGGUGAGAACAAUGAACAAAUUGGCAGUGAUGAUGACAGAUGGAUACUGGGAAGUGUAGUUCUUUAACAAAAUGGCAGUGAGACACAGGGCAGACAACAGAGGAACGUGACAAUUUUAUGUCAGAAAACACAUACUAAAUUAAACUGAUGGCAUUCAUUUUAACUACCUCAAUUUUUAAUACAUAACAUUUCAUGUGCAAUUUAGAAGGCAACAGGUUUAGUGGCAAUCAAUAGCCACACCUUGGACAAUAUUCUUGAUGGGAAGGUCAGGGCAACAAGUCAUAGUUUUGUGAAGCAUAACAUUCUUGAAAAGGCAGAAGUUGUUAUUGGUCCAUAUCUGGAGGGAGGGAAUCACUGGACUUUCUUUCACUGCAACAUCGUGGAUAGAACAAUAACCUACCUAAAUUCCUUUGGUGAGCAGAAAGAGAAUUGUCAGAAAAUAGCUGAGAAUUGGAGGAUGUUUGCCACAGCAAAGGGAAUCCCAGGAACAUGGGACAUUUGCACAAGGGAGCAUGCCAUUCAGAGAGAUAUCAUUUCUUGUGGCAUCUUUACAGCUGUGUUUGCAGAGACUUUUCUUCGUGGGGACCAGGGGUAUAUUAACUGCCCUUCACUUCAUGAGGAAAGAGAAAGACUAGCAAUUCUGCUCUUUACUUCACUUGAAAGGUCAGGCAUUUGUGGUGUCUGCCAUAAGGCUGUUGCUAAGAGCAAGGCCAAAUGUUCAACAUGUGGCAUGAGCGUACAUGACAAAUGUGUGCAAAAGAAUCAGGAGACUGCUCUUUGUUUGCUGUGCAAAGUGCAAACUGAAACAACAUCAGAACAUAAAGAAAACAAACAAGCAGAGACCGCCAAACUCCUAGAUGAGGAAGUGGUGGAAAGAGAUACCACCGACAAACACCUAGAUGAGGAAGUGGUGGAAAGAGAUACCACCGACAAACACCUAGAUGAGGAAGUGGUGGAAAGAGAUACCACCGACAAACACCUAGAUGAGGAAGUGGUGGAAAGAGAUACCACCGACAAACACCUAGAUGAGGAAGUGGUGGAAAGAGAUACCACCGACAAACACCUAGAUGAGGAAGUGGUGGAAAGAGAUACCACCGACAAACACCUAGAUGAGGAAGUGGUGGAAAGAGAUACCACCGACAAACACCUAGAUGAGGAAGUGUUGGAAAGAGAUAUCUGGUCUCUACAAGUGAAUUAAAGAGGAGAUGCUCACCACCUGAGUGUUACUCCAGCAACACUGUGGUUUCUUAUUUGCAAAAGCAAAGGCACAGAAAAAAUCCAUAGAGGAAAAGCUGUGUGCAGCCUAACCAAGCGGACCAAACUGACUUCACUGUGCACUAAACUGUGUGAAGAUGAAUGCAGUGAGCUGGUCAGUGACGUAAUGUUCCUGGCAGCAAAGUUUACUCCACAAAGAAAAGUGGUCCAGGAAUUGUGUGAAAAUGAGGAUGUCCAUGAUGCAAUUUCCAAAACUGAAGCCUGCAGGAAGACCUUACAAACACUUCACUUUAAGGAGAAACUGGGAGACAUUUGAACAGGCAACCCAUGGGCUUGGGCCUGGUUUAAUGGUGGGCACAUUCAAGUUCAUUGACUCGUGCCUCAAAGAAAAAAUUAAAACACUUAAAUCCUCUACGAAAGAUGUGAACUAGUUAAGGUACAGCUGUUUAAUAAUACCUUUCUGUUGUAAUAAUAUGUUGCUGUGUUUUUUAUAGAUACCUAUAAUCCACUUUAUUUAUUUUUUAAUCACAUUUGUAAUUCAAUUUUGUUCCUUAAUACAAAAGUAAAGUAUUCAAUAUUUUUUUUUAUUAAAGCAA
Molecule: messenger RNA, 3199 nt
Organism: Xyrauchen texanus (razorback sucker)
Lineage: Eukaryota; Metazoa; Chordata; Actinopteri; Cypriniformes; Catostomidae
Exons: 13
Coding region: 1846-2586 (246 amino acids)
Source: RefSeq, a predicted model, not a curated record